Molecule: messenger RNA, 816 nt
Organism: Penicillium brasilianum
Lineage: Eukaryota; Fungi; Ascomycota; Eurotiomycetes; Eurotiales; Aspergillaceae
Source: the annotation of a GenBank genome assembly
AUGCCGUUCUUGCUCCGUUGGUUACACUGGAUUAGCUCAGCAUUCAACCUCUUCAAAGGCGGCCGAUAUGAUGCUCAGGGGCUGAUUGAAGUGCUUCAAGAUGCCGUGGGACCAGACCGUCGGAUCUUUGAUGUCUCCAGAGCAUCGCCGGUUGGAUGUCGAGUCGCCGUUGUAGCUAGUCGUACUGCAGACGGAAAAGCCUGCGUCAUAGCGAAUUAUCGCGGUCCUGGCCAGCGAGACCCUGAUGCGGCCUACCAGUUUUGGACACCUGGGGGCGAGCUCGAAAACCCAUUUCUGUGGCAGGCAGCAGCAUCUAGCGUAGCCGCACCAUUUUACUUUUCCACCCAAACCCUACCUGGCCUAGGCAGUUUGCAGGAUGGAGGGGUGCGAGCCAACAAUCCCCUGGCGAUCGCGCUUCGAGAAUCCAGCGUCAUCUGGCCUACGGCCAAGAAGCACGACUUGCUCCUGUCGGUGGGAACGGGGUUUUCAUCACCCUCGGCCCGGCCCCUGAAAAGUCGCUUUCGAAAACUCCAUGACGGUGCUCUGCCUCGAAUGAUUCAAGCCACUUUACACUCACCAUGUAUGGAUGGGGCACAGGGAUUUGCGGAAGCCUUGAAUUAUCUCCCACUGUCCGCCCGAUCCGACGUACUCCGCUUGGAUCAAGCCAUCCCCGGCCCGCUCCCCGAUUUGGACGACAUCACGCAGCUGCCGAUGUUGUCAUCAUUGGCAUUUACCGUGUCGGACGAGCUGGGCGGCGAGAUUUCAAACUGGGAUGGGCGAGCAUUUAGGCAACGUGGACCUCCAAGACUGCUGUAA